AUGGUUAGUGUGACUGGCAUUACCGUUGGGAGUGGCUUGUCAUUGACUUGUGACACCCUUAUACCUCAGACCUUUGGAAGUGGAAACCCGACGCGCGUGGGGCUGAUCCUUCAGAGAGGGGUUCUGAUUAUCAUUCUGGCGUGUUUCCCCUGCUGGGCUGUUCUCAUCUAUACUGAAACCUUUUUACUUGCCGUUAAACAGAGCCAUGAGGUUGCCAGUCUGGCACAAGCGUAUGUGAACAUCGUCAUGGCUUCUCUGCCAGCGGCAUUUAUGUACCAGCUGCUGGGAAGAUAUCUUCAGAACCAGGGAAUUAUUUGGCCUCAAGUCGUAACCGGUGUAAUUGGAAACAUUUUAAACGCAUUCAUCAAUUAUGUUUUCCUCCAUCUUCUGCAACUGGGAGUUCCUGGGUCUGCCGGAGCAAAUUUAAUGUCACAGUAUUUUCUUUCCAUCACCCUACUGGCCUAUAUUUGGCGGAAGGGGUUACCCAAAUGGGGAGGCUGGUCACGUGAGUGUCUCGAGGAGUGGGGACCCUUUGUCAAGCUGGCCAUGCCAAGCAUGCUCAUGUUUUGCCUUGAGUGGUGGGCAUUUGAAGUGGGAGGAUGUCUUGCUGGCAUGAUUAGUGAAGUUGAGUUGGGAGCUCAAUCUGCGGUCUAUAACCUGACUCUUGUGGCUUUGGUGUUCCCCAUUGGAAUGGCAACUGCAGCUAGUGUCAAUGUAGGGAAGGCUCUUGUUGCAGGAAACAGUGUGCAAGCCAAGUUGUCUUGUAAAGUUUCCAUCAUCUGUACAUCUGCAUUCGCCCUUUGUGUUGGACUUAGCCUUACACUAUCCGGAAAUGCAGUUGGCUACAUUUUCACCACAGAUCCAAACAUUUUAAAGAGGACUGCUGAUGUCAUGGUUGUUUUUUGGGUCAUGCAUCUUGCUCAUGCUAUUGCGACUGUGAGUGGAGGUGUUUUUCGAGGAGUUGGAAAACAAAAGGUCGGUGCUGUGUCCAACCUGGUUGGACACUACUUCAUUGGCUUUCCAAUAGGUGUGUCUUUAUUGUUUAAGACACAAUUGGGCGUUGUAGGACUUUGGACUGGUCUUACGAUCUGUGUGGUACUGCAGGCCAUUUCCUUCGUGACAUAUUUGUGCCGUCUUGAUUGGAGAAAGGCUGCCGAUGAUGUGAAUAACUAA
Molecule: messenger RNA, 1173 nt
Organism: Syngnathus typhle (broad-nosed pipefish)
Lineage: Eukaryota; Metazoa; Chordata; Actinopteri; Syngnathiformes; Syngnathidae
Product: multidrug and toxin extrusion protein 1-like
Exons: 12
Coding region: 1-1173 (390 amino acids)
Biological process (GO): xenobiotic detoxification by transmembrane export across the plasma membrane
Cellular component (GO): membrane
Molecular function (GO): xenobiotic transmembrane transporter activity; antiporter activity
Source: RefSeq, a predicted model, not a curated record